Cricetulus griseus (Chinese hamster) is the source of this 1651-nucleotide messenger RNA. Lineage: Eukaryota; Metazoa; Chordata; Mammalia; Rodentia; Cricetidae. The record is from RefSeq and is a predicted model, not a curated record.
GAGGGAAGGGGUUGUAGGAACAGCAUGCGAGGUGCGCUGGGGGAAAGUGAACACAGAGACAGAGUUCCUCGAGGGUGAGCUGACUUCGAGCUUCCUCUCUGGGAUGAGUCUAUCAUUCUUCGCUGAAGAAGUUUCCUGGGAAACACUGCUCCUUAGCAUGCUUGCAGUGAUCCCGAAAAAGAAAAGUUUUAAUGAGAUAUUUUUCGAUUACUUCAAGGAACAUAAAAUAGAGAUAGCCCAUGCAAUCCCCAAGUUGUUUCCUUUCCUAGAAAGCCUCAAGGACCGCUCCUUCAUCACUGACAAAAUCUAUGCAGAUUCUUAUGAAGCUUGUAGGAACUUGGUUCCUGUAGAGAAAGUGGUGUACAACGUUCUUGAUCACUUGGAGAAGUUAUUUGGUUGGUCAUUUCUAUGCAUACUCUUCAACAGAACGAACCUGAAUGCGUAUCCUGGUUUAAGAGAGAUUCAUGAAAGCUUGCAAACUGAGCUAGAGGACAAUUAUUUAUCCCAGAGAAGUAAACAAGACCAGAAACUUGUCACCGUGCAGCCACACUAUGAGCAAGGACCUGGUGACAGCUGUUCUCUAGGAAGUCUGACCAGGACACCUUCAGAUAAUGCCUCAUCUGAUGGGUCCAUCCAAUCCAGAAAGGGAAGAUCUCCAGAGUCUACAUGGGAUUUGAAGUCUAAGCACACAAACACAGACCAUUUGGUUUUUCAUCCACGUGAGUCUCAUCGAAACAACUAUGGAUGUACCCAAGCAGGGCCAAACCUAUGUACACAUGAAAACUGGACAGGACCUUGUUUUGUGAAACAAGAAAACCUACAGAAGCCAGGGACAAAGCAGAACCAAGAGGAUGAAGUCAUUGUGAUCAGCAGUGAGGGCUCAGAAUGCAGUGAUGAGGAUGAUGAGCAUGAACUCCUGGAACUCUUCACUUUGACACCGAGACACAGGAGGCAGAUGGAUGAGGAGGAUGAGGACCAUGUCCCUGGGCUCCGGAACUCAGAGCUUCCGUCAGGCGCUCAAACCUCCUGUUUCCUGACUCACCAUUAUUGGGGGAGGUCGAAGAGCCCAACCGUCCAUUCUCUGCACCUUACUUUUUCUGAUACCUGUGGAGAUUUGGAGCGUGUAACAGGGUUCCAGAUCUUAGUAAGCCACAAGGACUUAGCACAACUGACUCCAUGGAAGUACCAUUCAAGCUGUAAAACUCAGCAUGUGGGCACUACCAACUGCCAAAAUGAAAACAAAGAACUAACCCAUCAAAGUCCACAAUUCUGGGAAAGUAUCUAAAUGUUCUAACCUUGCUUUUUGGCUUCUGUGGUUCUGCUUCUGGCUAACUGCUCUUGUUAACUGAAGUGUGUCAACCGAGAACUUGGUUUUUGUGCUUAAAAGUCACCUUGGGGUGACUGAGAUCUGGAACACCUAGUGUAGUCACUGGUUGGCUAAUAAAGAUUUCUAUUUGUUUAAAUAUGUGUCCAAGCAGUCUUCUCUGGUGGGCACUCCACAGCAGAGGGGUUAGGCAUUAGUCUCUGACUUUGUUGAUAUAUUGAUGGUAGAGUAAAAAGAAAAUGGUAUACUUACAAGCUUUAUUUUGAUUUCCCUCUUUCACAUAACCAUGUCUAUCUGAAGCAUAAUAAAAUAUGUACUUGGCCUUUA